AAAUAGUAGCUUUUAUUUUCUUAUAAAUUUUUAAAAAGUGAAAUUAAAAGAGGAAAGAUAUCUAAAAUAUAUUGAAUAUUUCCAAAGCAUAUAUUAAAAUUACGCGGUCAAAAUGAUCGCUUUAUAAACUCGUCUCUUCUUCUCCUAACUCUUUCAUCAUCACUCUCUCUUUCUCUCUCUCUCAACCAAAAGAACAAUCCCGACUUUGCAUCUGUACUGAGGAUGCCAGCUACGGAUUUUCAGGGAACAUUCGGGAGGUCGUUGCUAAGUUUCCGGCGAGACCACCAAGUUGACUCUAACACACCCGCCGCCGGAAGUAGUAGCCACAGCAUGGAGGCUGAGCUAGAUUCUUUCCAGAGACAAGUCGCCGAGAAAUUCACCGAUCUCAACGCCUCCGGCGACGGCGACGGCGAGCUUCUCUCUCUAGAAUGGAUCGGAAAGCUUCUGGAUUCGUUUCUAUGCUGCCAAGAGGAGUUCCGAGCCAUCGUCUUCAACCACCGAUCUCAAAUCUCCACGUCUCCGAUGAACCGUCUGAUCUCCGAUUACUUCGAACGGAGCAUCAAAGCCCUCGACGUCUGCAACGCGAUCCGCGACGGUAUCGAGCAGAUCCGUCAAUGGCAGAAGCUCUCCGACAUCGUGAUCUCGGCUCUAGACAGCCGCCGUCCCGUCGGAGAAGGUCAGCUCCGGCGAGCGAAGAAGGCUCUGAUCGAUUUAGCGAUCGGGAUGCUCGACGAGAAAGAAACGAGUUUGGCUCAUCGCAACCGUUCGUUCGGGAGAGUCAAAGACAGCCACAAUCACCACCGUUCGAUGGGACACUUCAGAUCGCUCUCGUGGAGCGUCUCGAGGUCGUGGUCUGCUUCUAAGCAGUUGCAAGCCUUGGCGAGCAACUUAAAUACGCCUCGGCAAAACGACGUCGUCGCGAGCAACGGUUUAGCCGUACCGGUUUACACGAUGGCGUCAGUUUUGUUGUUCGUGAUGUGGGUUUUGGUGGCUGCGAUUCCUUGUCAGGAUCGUGGGUUGCAAGUUAAUUUCUUCGUGCCGAGGCAGUUCCAGUGGGCGGCUCCGGUUAUGUCGCUGCACGAUAAGAUCGUGGAGGAAUCGAAGAGGAGGGACAGGAAGAAUUGUUGUGGGUUGCUUAAAGAGAUUGGUCGGAUUGAGAAGAGUUCGAGAGUGAUGAACGAGCUGAUCGAUUCGAUUCAUUUUCCGAUGAGCGAGGAGAAGGAGAUUGAGGUGAAACAGAGAGUGGAGGAGCUUGUGGAGGUUCAUGAGGCUUUGAAAAAUGGGUUGGAUCCGUUUGAGAGGAAAGUGAGAGAAGUUUUCCAUCGGAUUGUUCGAAGCAGAACCGAGAAUCUUGAUUCUCUUUGUUAAUGGCCUUGGCCUGAACAUGUUUGUUUGUCCUAAUAUGAUGAUUCAUUCAUAUUCGGAUUUUUUUUUUAUCUUUUUUGAUCACUGUAAGAAAGAGUGUAGAAGUCUUCUUCUUAUCUCUCUGUGAAGCUGAUAGAGAUGAUGUUUUUCUUUGUGUA
Brassica napus (rape) is the source of this 1523-nucleotide messenger RNA. Its product is annotated as protein ROH1-like. Bases 223 to 1368 code for a protein of 381 amino acids. Lineage: Eukaryota; Viridiplantae; Streptophyta; Magnoliopsida; Brassicales; Brassicaceae. The record is from RefSeq and is a predicted model, not a curated record. The transcript has a single exon.